AUUCGGAAAUUUUUUAGACCUUUUUCAUCUUUUAAGUGACUAUUUUGGAUAAACACAAACUUGGCCUUCUCAAUUUUGAAUAAUGGAAGUUGAAGAACAGGGGACCAAAUCAAGAGUUGUCAAGGUAAACUCUAAGGAAUCAUGGGAUUUUCAUGUAAAUCAAGCCACACUUCAAGGAUGCCCUAUUGUGGCACACUUUACGGCUGUUUGGUGUAUUCCCUCUGUGGCUAUGAAACCCUUUAUGGAGGAGUUGGCUUAUAUGUACCAAAAUAUGUCUUUUCUCACAGUUGAUGUGGAUGAGGUCAAGGAGGUGGCUAGCAAAUAUGAGGUGAAAGCCAUGCCAACAUUUCUGCUGCUGAAAGGUGGAGUGCCAGUUGACAAGAUAGUUGGUGCAAAUCCAGAUGAGAUGAAGAAAAGGAUCCACAGUCUUGCUCAAUCCAACCCCACAGAUAUACCCUAGUCCAAGUACAUAUCACAUAUACAAACAUAAAUAUAUACUGAUAUGCAGUGUGCCAGUACUACAGAAGCUUCUUUUGUUUGUGUGGCUUCUGCUGUUUCAUCUUUAAAUGUCAGAUAAUUCCAUAUCCACUUAUAGUUGAGUGUUAAAAACAGUUAUGUAUUCAAGGUUUCUAUGAAUAAUGUAACAAGUUAAUGAACGUAAUACGCGGUGAAUGGCUUUUCUGGACACUGA
Solanum lycopersicum (tomato) is the source of this 691-nucleotide messenger RNA. RefSeq names its product thioredoxin-like protein CXXS1. The record is from RefSeq and is a predicted model, not a curated record. NCBI's taxonomy places the organism in Eukaryota, Viridiplantae, Streptophyta, Magnoliopsida, Solanales, Solanaceae.